Molecule: messenger RNA, 861 nt
Organism: Colletotrichum chrysophilum
Lineage: Eukaryota; Fungi; Ascomycota; Sordariomycetes; Glomerellales; Glomerellaceae
Exons: 1
Coding region: 1-861 (286 amino acids)
Source: RefSeq, a predicted model, not a curated record
AUGAAGACCUCUGCCAUCUUCUGCGCCGCCCUGGCUGCCGCCGCCGUUGCCCAGCCCCACCAGCACGGAAACAAGAAGCGCCAUGUCCACGGCAAGCACCAGAAGCGCGCUCUCGUCACUGAGUGGGUUACCGAGACCGCCUACGUGACCGAGUGGGUUGAUGCCACCGAGACCGCCUGGGUCCCCUCCUCCGAGGCAUCUGCCACUCCCUCCGCCGUUCCCACCACCUCCGUGCCCGGCCAGUUCUUCGAGCCCGGCAACUCGCCCUCUUACACCACGCUGUCCACCUCGACCAAGGCCGCUGCACCCGUUGUUCAGGAAUCCAUCCAGCAGGCUCCCGUUGUCUCGUCCAGCAGCUCCACCCCUGCUCCCGCUCCCCAGACCCCGACUCCUCAACCCGCUCCUCAGCCGACCACCACUUCUGUCUACAUCGCUCCCGUCAUCGUUCCUACCACCCCUGCCUACGUUGCUCCUGUUGUCGCCACCACCAGCACUCCUCAGGUCCAGGCCCAAGCCACCACCGGCAGCAGCAGCAGCAGUGGUGGCUCUUCUUACAGCGGUAAGCUGACCUACUACGCCAUCGGCCUGGGUGCUUGCGGCGAGGACGACAGCGGCAAGGACAAGACUGAGAACAUUGUUGCUCUCUCCGUUCUCAUGAUGGGCUCGGUUUCCAACGGCAACUCCUACUGCGGUAAGAAGAUCCAGAUCUCCGCCAACGGCAAGACCACCACCGCCACCGUUCGCGACAAGUGCAUGGGCUGCUCUCACGAUGCCAUCGAUGUCAGCGAGAAGGCCUUCCUCGAGAUCUUCGACAGCCUCGAUGUCGGUGCCGGUACCGUCGACUGGAAGUUCAUCAACUAA